This is a messenger RNA of Lepus europaeus (European hare), 1844 nucleotides long. It is a transcript of the gene MAP2K3, whose product is annotated as mitogen-activated protein kinase kinase 3. The record is from RefSeq and is a predicted model, not a curated record. Lineage: Eukaryota; Metazoa; Chordata; Mammalia; Lagomorpha; Leporidae. Gene Ontology annotation, molecular function: ATP binding; MAP kinase kinase activity. The transcript has 12 exons. Bases 57 to 1100 code for a protein of 347 amino acids. Gene Ontology annotation, biological process: protein phosphorylation; MAPK cascade.
CCGCUCGCUUAGCCGCCCGCCGCCGCCGCCGCCGCCGCCCGGGGCCCGUCUGCAGCAUGGAGUCGCCCGCCCCCGGCCAGCCCGCCGGCGUGCCGCAGUCCAAAGGAAAAUCCAAGAGGAAGAAGGAUUUACGGAUCUCCUGUGUGUCCAAGCCACCUGCGCCCAACCCCACACCGCCCCGGAACUUGGACUCCCGAACCUUUAUCACCAUCGGAGACAGGAACUUUGAGGUGGAGGCCGAUGACCUGGUGACCAUCUCAGAGCUGGGCCGUGGCGCCUAUGGGGUGGUGGAGAAGGUUCGGCAUGCCCAAAGUGGCACCAUCAUGGCCGUGAAGCGGAUCCGGGCCACCGUGAACUCACAGGAGCAGAAACGGCUGCUCAUGGACCUGGAUAUCAACAUGCGCACAGUGGACUGCUUCUACACCGUCACCUUCUACGGGGCGCUCUUCCGAGAGGGAGACGUGUGGAUUUGCAUGGAGCUCAUGGACACGUCUUUGGACAAGUUCUACCGCAAGGUGCUGGAGAAAGGCAUGACAAUCCCGGAGGACAUCCUGGGGGAGAUUGCCGUGUCUGUGGUGCGGGCCCUGGAGCACCUGCACAGCAAGCUCUCGGUGAUCCACAGAGAUGUGAAGCCGUCCAACGUCCUCAUCAACAAAGAGGGCCACGUGAAGAUGUGCGACUUUGGCAUCAGCGGCUACCUGGUGGACUCCGUGGCCAAGACCAUGGACGCCGGUUGCAAACCCUACAUGGCUCCCGAGAGGAUCAACCCGGAGCUGAACCAGAAGGGCUACAAUGUCAAGUCCGACGUCUGGAGUCUUGGCAUCACCAUGAUCGAGAUGGCCAUCCUGCGGUUCCCUUACGAGUCCUGGGGCACCCCAUUCCAGCAGCUGAAGCAGGUGGUGGAGGAGCCGUCCCCCCAGCUCCCGGCUGACCGCUUCUCCCCCGAGUUUGUGGACUUUACCGCGCAGUGCCUGAGAAAGAACCCCGCCGAACGCAUGAGCUACCUGGAGUUGAUGGAGCACCCUUUCUUCACCUUGCACAAAACCAAGAAGCCAGACAUCGCCGCCUUCGUGCAGGAGAUCCUGGGAGAGGACUCAUAGGAGCCAAGCUGGGGGCCCCACUCGAGCCCUCGGGGGCCUGCCCACAGCCAUAAGCUACUGCCCUCCUGGCCCUGGGCAUCCAGGACGAAGCCAGGGGCUGCUCCUGCAUGGCUGUGUGAGGAACUGCCGGUCACAAGCGCCGAAGACCCGAGACCCUGGACUUGGAGGGGCCUGGCCGCCCCUGCUGGACGCUGCUGCCCCCUUGUGGAGAAGUGCCAGUGCCGUGUGGGCCGUGGCCAGCCAAGCUGUAUAUAUUUUUUUAAUCUCUCAACUGAAUGGACUGUGCACAUUUUGGUCCUGGCCUUGGUGUGGGGGAUGAGCCACGUGGAUCUGCUCCCCCCGCCAAUGAACUCCCGCCCAGGCUGUGACAUUGGCACCUGUGACCUGGGGGACCCAGCCACCGGCCCCCACCGCCACUGCCAGGGGUGUCUCUUCACUUUUUUUUUUAAUUUAUCCUCUGUUGAUUGACGCCCCCCCCCCCCCAUUUCUUUCGCUUAGUGGGUUUGGCUGGUUUUUCUUGCAUGGAUUGACUUUUCCACCCUGUGGGCUAAGCAGCAGGUGCACCCCAGUCCCCUGGGCUCACACCGGAGUAUCGGCUCAGAGAAGUGCCUGGGGAGCCCACUGGCUCCCUCUCCCUGGGGACCUGCUUGACAAGGGCUAUGAAUUUGCUUUGGUGAUGUUUGAGGAAAAAAACAAACAAACAAAAAAACAAAAAAAGGAAAAUAUAUUUUUAUGAAGAAAGAA